AUGAGUGUUCGCGUUGUUGCCCGUGUGAGACCUCUGUGGAAGUCGGAGCGUGAGCUGGAUGUGAUUGUCCGCCCUGGUUCGCUGUCAACAGAUGCUGUCAAGCUAAGGAAGGGUGCAUCUCCCGGCAAGGCCUGCGUCAAAGACCGGGAUACGCUCGUCAGGAUUCCCAAUCCCAAAAAUGAGAGCGAACAAUACACCUUCCAAUUCAACGCUGUCUACGGAGGCGAAACCACACAACAGGAGCUCUUCGAAGCAGAAGUCGCACCUACGGUGAAGCAUCUCUUUAAUGGGUUCGAUGUCACUAUAUUCGCAUACGGCGUCACUGGAACCGGAAAGACACAUACUAUGCGAGGCGGCAAAAGUCUUCAAGAUCGUGGUGUUAUUCCCAGACUUCUCAGCGGCAUCUAUCGACGCAGUCGGAAGAUCGAGAAGGAUUCGGAAGGGGCGAGCAAGGUUGAGGUGCUGAUGAGCUACUAUGAGAUUUACAACGACAAAGUUUACGAUCUCUUUGAGCCUCCGGAAAAGAGGACCAUGGCCGGCCUACCUCUGAGAGAUAAUAAUGGAAAGACCGUAGUCGUUGGCUUGACGGAACGGCCGUGUCUCAGCCUGAGAGACUUUGAAACUCUUUAUGAUCAGGCGAAUACCAACCGAUCGACGUCCGCGACGAAGCUUAACGCACAUUCUUCACGGUCACAUGCUAUUCUUUGCGUCAAAAUUGUCAUCACUAGUGGUGGAAAAACACGAGUCAGCAUGGCAUCUGCUAUUGAUUUGGCAGGAUCAGAAGAUAACCGACGGACUGAGAACGGCAAGGAGCGCAUGGUAGAGUCAGCGAGCAUCAAUAAGAGUCUUUUUGUACUGGCACAGUGCGUAGAAGCCAUCAGCAAGAAGCAAUCCCGUAUACCGUACCGGGAAUCAAAGAUGACUCGCAUCUUGUCCCUAGGCCAGAAUAAUGGCCUGACGCUCAUGAUACUCAAUCUAGCUCCCGUGCGAUCUUAUCACCUAGACACAAUCAGCUCCUUAAACUUCGCCAAUCGAACGAAAAAAAUUGAAGUGCGCGAAGUUGAGAAUGAACCGAUAUUUAAGGGACCGCCAAGAUCGACAACGCGGGCUUUGGCCUCUGCAUCAGCUCUGCGUCAGCCAUUGCGCCCUUUAACUUCGUCUGUCAAUGUGAAUAUUCCGAUAGCUGAUACUUCAAAGGGAGAUGAAAAGAAACCAGCCAAGGCAUUUUCCGUCUAUUCUGACAGACAAUUUAUCAAACCUCAUACGACUUCCCUCAAGCGAGAAGGGCCUAGGCGGUCUUCUCCUUUGAAACAGAACACACCUAGUCUGGACCGCCAAGUUCACAAAAGGCCAAACAAAGAACCAGAAAGGUCAACAGAAGGCUGCCUUAAGGGAGUUUCACCGGAUAAGAUUGAAGAAAUGGUUGAAAAGAAGGUAGAACAGCUGCUAGCAGCGAGGGCACUCGGGGAUUCCUUUCAACAUCAAGCCCAACUAGACCAGAUCAACGAGCAAGUGCAACGUCGCCUAGAGAGCCUGGAGCGAAGAAUUGAAGGGACUGAGGAUGCCCGUGCAGAAGGACUGUCCUAUCUUUUGAUGGCAAAACAACAUCAUGGGAGGAAAGAAUUCUCCUCUGCGUUGCGGAUGUACAAGCUUGCUUUGCCUUUCUUCCCACGGAACCAGAAACUUGCAAUCAAGAUAGCCAAUCUUGAAGACAAGCUGAAGCCCAAGCCUAACCCGGAACCCGAAAUGACUGUAACGUUGCCUGGAAGGGGUAGCAUGCUCUCCAUCGGCAGGCCAGCGAAAAUAGCCCGAACACAUCGUCUAGGGGAUACGAGUGAUGAUGAAUAUAGAGAUUCUGAGAAUGAUGGAUUUGAUAGUGAUGACAAUGACGAACACUAUGUCAAAUCUGUUACUGGGCUCAAGCGAAAGCGAGCCAUUCCAAGCGCACCUGCAAGCUCGUCGGGGCUCAUUGACAAUGAGAGCAGAAGUUUGACCGGCAGUCUCGAUGACGGUGAAUUGCAGAUUCAGUCCCCGCGUACAAGGCAUCUGCUGUCCGUCAUCAACUCAAGGGAUGUGGGCCAGAUCAAGCUGCUCAAGGGCGUUGGGGCAAAGAAAGCCGAGGCCAUCGUUGAUUGUCUAUGCGAGAUGGAUAUUUCAAACGAAUCAAGUGUCGACCAUGUCCGAGUACAAAGUCUUGCUGAGCUAGGGCGUCUGAAGGGCGUUGGUUUGAAGACCGUACAAAACAUGAGAAGUGGAGUUUUGGUUUGA
Messenger RNA from Talaromyces atroroseus, 2268 nucleotides. RefSeq lists its product as hypothetical. Lineage: Eukaryota; Fungi; Ascomycota; Eurotiomycetes; Eurotiales; Trichocomaceae. Gene Ontology annotation, molecular function: ATP binding; microtubule binding; ATP hydrolysis activity. The transcript is spliced from 3 exons. Gene Ontology annotation, cellular component: kinesin complex; microtubule. Bases 1 to 2268 code for a protein of 755 amino acids. Gene Ontology annotation, biological process: microtubule-based movement. The record is from RefSeq and is a predicted model, not a curated record.